GCUAUAUGAUUGAUGCGCAGACCGUUUUUUAAUUUUAUCUUUAGUUUGUUUGAAUCAAAACAUGCUUUAUGUAGGUACUUAGUUACUAGAUUUUGUGCAUUACAGAGGAUUUCGAAUGCACUACACUAAUGCCAUGAUUGCUAUUGUGAAAACUGCUCAAGAUUAGUUAUGACAGGUGCACGGAUCAUGACAUUUUUGUUUGCUGCAGAGUGGUGUCACUGCAUUUAAAUAUUGCACAUCCAGCCAUUUAUUCAUUUAUUUAUGUUUCUAGCAUUACUUGAUUGAUACCUGCACCAUUUUUAAAUUUUCAAUUUGGUUUGUUUGAAUAUUCCCCAAAACAUGCUUUAAGCAAGUAUUUGAAGUAGUUAGGCUUACAGAGGCCAUUAGCCCAAACUAUCUUCUUGUACUGUCAAUUUUCUCUUUCAGAGCAACAGUUUGAAGUUAAUCUAGUUAGUUAAUCUGACAAUAGCUGCUUAAAUAAUAACACAGGCAUUUAAAGGAAAAACUAUCACCAACCAACAAAAGAUUCCAGCGACAAACAAUUAGUCUUUCCACACCAGACGCGACGCAACGCGACUAUGAGAUGCAAUAAAGUCGAUCAAAAAUCACAGCCAAUCAGAAGAGCAUGUGGGCGGGCUCUCUCGACCAGCUCCCGCCGGUACUCGCAACGAAGUGGAUAUGUAAUCAAAUUCAUGAAUAUUACACCAUUUUAACAUUAUUGAAAAUACAUACUGAGUUACUGAAACAGUAAAAAAUCUGAAAAUCUGAGGUGAAUUGUCCUUUGUUGUUUUCCGUUCGGCUAUAAAAAGCACACAAAAUGAUAUUCAAACUCACAUUAGAUGCUUUUAACAUUAAAUAAAGCACAUAAACAUUACCUGAGAUUAUCAUUGCCAUACUUUGUGUUGUUGUUCCAGCCGCGACAUCGCAGAAAAAUAGAAACCGUUUCUAGAAUCGUCGCGUGUCACCGACGCGGCUAGUUAGGACAAAAAUGAUCGCGUGUCGCUGCAUCGCGUCUAGUUGGACACGGUGUAUCAUGCAUUUGAGCACUGAAGCUUGGUGCAACCACAGUAAUGCACAUUAAGUUUGCACAACAAGAUUGCAUGUUUGUAAUGCAUUGGCUAAACAUUUGCGUCUACAUUUGCAUAAAGUAUGUUUCUGGCCCAAGUCUCUGAGAUUCUUUCAACCUGGUGCUUUGCAAUGGUGUUUUCAGUGUAUUUUUCUGUGAUGCGACAAUGCUAUUGUACUUAAGUAUGCAUAAUGUAUGCUGAACUUCAAUUCUGCAGAGACUGUGAAAGCAUAAUCUUUGGCAGCCAUUUAUUCUUAAGUUUCGUUAACAUGUUUUGCCACAUAUUUUUUUAUAUUAUGUGCAGUUCUGACAACCGAAAAUCAAACCUGCACUGCUCAGGACUAUAUAUAUUGGGAUCUGUUGCUUACUAGGAAAAAAAUCAGCACAACACGUGGGCUAGAAAGGCUUUUCUAUCGUUUAGGGUCUGGGCAAAUAUGCUGAAAUCCUCUAAGGAGGCUGAUGAAAAAUGCACCCGCUUCGAGCCAUCACUAGUCUUAAGCUAAAAUUGAUGUUUUAUAAAUAAUUUCGACCCCGCAAACAUCAAAGGCCACAAUCACAGCGACUCAGUGAUAUUCAUUUGGCAUAAGUCAGUUUCAUUUUUCCGAGCUUUUCAUCAGAAAUGGCUUAAAAAGUAGCCUUGCUCUGAAUCUUUCAUGACCUGGGGCUUGCAGGGGACAGUGGCUGAUGUUCUUCACUUGUAGACGUCUGACAGCGCUCGGCAGCAUCAACAACAAAAUGGUCACAAACCCCCGUUGCACUUCCUGGGUCAUACGGCCUGAUAAAUAUUUCAAGGGACUAGCGACACACUGAGCGGCUGAUAACAGGUCAGUUGCAGGUGAUAAAAGUCGGUUUUAGUUGGGACAUUAGGCCUUUUCUUCAGUGUGCGAUAUUAUAUCUUCACUAUCGUUUAGCCCUGUAUUACACAUCAGUGAUUUAGCUUCACAUCGUCUGUACAGUGAUAGAUAUCAAAUUGCUGAUCCGAAACAGUUGUGAGCUGUAUAUAGGCUGCAACUCUUCACGUGAAGCACAUGAGAGACUUGAAUCGCAAUUUAGGCCCCAUUUACACUAGUGUGUUUUUGUUUUAAAAAGGCGUUUUAAAAUGAAAACGAUCCUCGUGUACACUGGCGUUUCCACAGCAUUUCAGAAGCAAUCUCCGUCCACACUACACGACUCAAAACGCAUGUCACAUGACCGUUCAUGCACAUUGGGCAUGCGCAUGGAAGUGUAAACAGUUGUCUCUUGUGCAUGUAGGCAGCUGCAGUUUUAAAAAAUGCGUUUGACUGCACAAAAUGGCUGCUAAAAAUGACAUCAAAGCCAGCAAAGAUUGCAGUUCAGUCUCCAUGUUAUUGUUUACACAGUCGUCAAGGAUACACAGAGCGAAAGUGGGCAGACACAAUGUUUUCAGAAGUCUCCGUUCUGGUCCGUUUAUACUGAAACGCAACCCCGGCGUUUUCAAACUAAAAUGGAGUCUGCAGCGUUUUCGAAAGUCUCCAUUUUCGAGGUUCAAAAACGCUGGUGUAGUGUAAACGACAGGUGUAACCGUAGCAAAACUUAUGCGUUUUAAAACGAAAACGCACUAGUGUUGUUAAGCUAAUGACGUAAUAGUCCAAUAAACAGUACACUCUAAGAAAAGCCUGCAAAAAUAGGGUCCAAUGUACUGUUAUUUGCAGAAAUACAGAAUAUAAAUAUUGCAGUAUUUAUUAUAAAUUAUUUAUCUGUGCACAUUAGUAAUUUUUUUUAAAUUCAUGUGUCCUUAUAUUCUUAAAUCAGAAUAACUUCCCAUCCCUCUUGCAGCAACACUUCUUCUCUGAUGAUGAGGGCGGGGCAACCUGUCACUCACAUGAGAUCCACCAAUAGCAAACCACAACCAUCCAAUCAAUUCCACAUGGACAAAAUCAAGCCCCGCCCUACAUUUUUUCUUGUUUGAGAAGCCAUUUUACUCUGAUCUUGUUUGAGAAGCCAUUUUAUUCUCAUAUGUACGUCACAAUUGGGAAGAAAAGACAAUCACAACUGCCGACUUUAAAGGAAAUGUCUGUAAACUUAACAGAAAACAUUCUGGCAGAAAAUUACCAGUACAUUUCGAUCUUUCUACAGAAACAGUGUAAAAUACAUAACACAAAAGUUUAGUAAAAUACUAUAUAAAUAUAUAGUAUUUUAAAUAGUAUAAGAGUACAGUGCUUUUAAUUGGAUUUGAAAUUAUUUUUUUCACAGAUAAACAUUUUCUAUGAUUGAAAUGGAGGAUGCUCAGGAUCAAUACAGCCUCUAGAGUACUGUAAAACAUAUUUUUGUCUUGUUUUUAAGCAUUAAAAACUAAUAACAUUUGAGGUUUAAGCUUUAAAAAAAACUAUUUGCCAAUGUAGUAUGAAAUAUAAACAAGAUAUCCAAGAGAACAAGUCCAAAUAUCUUACGCAAUUUUAUCCAAAGUAAAUUGAUCUUGCUUUAUGGAUGCGUCAAUAUUUUUACAGUCUUAAAAUGUUGCCUAUUUAGGUGCUCACUAGGUUUUUAGAACAGAGCCAGGGUGUAGUCUAUUCACUAUUAAAACAGAGUAAAUGCAUAAAGAAGAUUAUUAAUGUGUAAAUGUCAUUACCUGAGAUGUUUGCAGCUGGGAAAAGUCAGGGUGAUCGUUGUUGUUUUUUUUCUCUUUAUGGUGCUUCACCUCUAGAGUGAUUGCCAGAAGGAAGCUAAAAGUAGAACAAGACAUAUUUUAUGAGAAUUCUUAAUUAAAAUGCUAAUUAAUUUGGUGUCCAUUGGUCUGUUAUUGCUGCUUAUACGGACGCCAUAAUUAGACUAGGUUCAAGUUCAGCAAAGCUAUACCGUCGCAAAGUGAACCAAACAGACCCUUUCCUACCUGAAAGGCCAGUGUCCUCAUUAGCCUUGCUUUUGUGGUGUCAGGUGUGGAAAAUAAAGCCAAUAAAUUGCUCUAAUUUACUCUCUCUAGUGCACCUUUGUAUGAAACAACUUUUAUUGAUUUACUUUUAUUAGGUGCAUAUCGUCAAUUAACACCUCUUAAAAACUUAGGGAACUUAUUGCGUACAAAACUCAUCAUUCGCUUGUAAAUAAUAGAAUGCCGUGAGCAUAAUACUACUAAUAAUAUCAUAGACUGACUUGAGUCAACCAUGAAACGAGGGCACGGAUAAUUGGCCCAUACUCUGAUGUGGGCACCUGAAAUGUCAGGCUUCAAUUUUGCAUCAAUUCAAGAGAGAAAGUGUAUUUAGAGGGUCAGCGCAUAUGCAGGUAAAUCUGGCUCCUUUACUAGGCUGACAAGGAGAACAUCGGUGACACCUGAGCAGGAGACCUAAAAGGACAUCAAUAAUGAGAGGUGUGGGAGUGCAUCUCAGGGGACGACAUGGGCCCGGAGUCGUCUGCACAGAGGCUAAUAAGGGUUUAAAAGCCACAACUGUCCACAGCCCACGCCAGCCCACCAGCCGUCUUUCUUUUCCAAAGAGCUGCCUGAUGCUUUCUGACAGGCCUCAGCUGCAACCGCGGGGGACCAUGGCGGUCAGUGGUUAUGUCAGCAUCAAACAAUGCAGCCCGCGCCUAUUAGAGAGCCGAGGCGUUGAUUAGAACGCUCUCCCUCUGAAUAUCCUCUCAAUUCGACAAAGAAAGACGUCAUAUUUCGGCUUGACUUCUUCGUAUGAAUUUCAUCUGGCAUCUGGCAAACAACUUAUAAAUAACUCAAGGGCCAUCUUAAAUGCAUUCCCAUGAAAUUUUUAGUGACACUGUAAUGUAAGCCACUACCUGUCAUGAAUCGCAAAUAACCUCGGCCUCUUGCCGUGUUUACUCUGUUGUCCAUCAGCUCGCCGUCUUCCUCUUAUAUUCACCCAAGAAAGCAAUCUCUUCUGACUGGGGCGGCCUUCCCUUGUCCCCGUAUCCAGGCUGGCAAUAAUUUCGUUGUCAUUUGCUGUGCGGUGACCACAUCAUUGAUGUGACAGUGCCGGGCAUUAGGUAAAGUCCCCAGACUAGUGCUCACUUACAGAAGCUGCCUCGAUCUGUCAUUGACAGUGAUUAGAUUAGACCUGGCUGGCAAACACGUUCCUUAGCGACAGGACUUCUUGAUUUGUGUGGUCCUUAACCAACCUCUGAAAACUUUAAUAUGCAAUUUGUUUUAACAUUUAUGCAUUUUAUCCAAACGGACUUGGAUUGCAUUUAAGGUGUAGACUAGAGUUUAUCAGUUCAUGCAUUUCCUGGGAAACGAACCCAUGACCUUGGUGCAGCUCUACUGUUUCAGCUACAAAAAAUGCCUUAAUAUGAUUUUUUAGGUAAUAAUAUUUCAUCCAUGGCAUUGUUUUGAUUAAGGUCACAUCGGAUGCAUUGUGUUUCAAUCUGCUGUUUGGCUUCUUCAUCUAGGCAGUUGUUGGCAUUGCACGACUAAUGAAUGCCGUGAUGAAGAAUCUGCGAUCCGACCUCCAGAUUGAUGUCAUUUGUUCAAGCUGUUUUCGCAGGUGUUCCUUAGUGUCAGGACUUCUUGAUUUGUGUGGUCCUUAACCAACCACUGAAAACUUUAAUAUGCAAUUUUUUUUUAACAUUUAUGUAUUAGAGACACUUUUAUCCAAAUCGACUUAGAUUGCAUUUAAGGUGUACAGUUUAUCAGUUCAUGCAUUCCCUGGGAAUCGAACCCAUGACCUUGGUGCAGCUCUACUGUUUCAGCUACAGGAAUGCCUUAAUUUGUCAAAUGAUUUUUAGGUAAUAAUAUUUCGUCCAUGGCAUUGCUUUGAUUAAGGCUUCUUCAUCUAGGCAGUUGUUGGCAUUACUCAACUAAUGAAUGCCUGUGGUGAAGAAUCUGCGAUCCGACCUCCGGAUUGAUGUCAUUUAUACAAGCAGUUUUCGCAGGUGUUCUUUAGCGACUGGAUUUCUUGAAUUGUGCAGUUCUUAACCAACCUCUGAAAACUUUAAUAUGCAAUUUUUUUUUAAAAUGUAUGUAUUAGAGACACUUUUAUCCAAAUCGACUUAUAAUGCAUUUAAGGUUUACAGUUAGUUUAUCAGUUCAUGCAUUCCCUGGGAAUCGAACCCAUGUCCUUGGUGCAGCUCUACUGUUUCAGCUACAGAAAUGCCUUAAUUCGUCGAAUGAUUUUUAGGCAAUAAUAUUCCGUCCAUGGCAUUGUUUUGAUUAAGGUCAUAUCGGAUGCAUUGUGCUUCAAUCUGCUGUUUGACUUCUUCAUCUAGGCAGUUGUUGGCAUUGCACGACUAAUGAAUGCCGUGGUGAAGAAUCUGCAAUCCGACCUUCAGAUAUGUCAUACAAGCUGUUUUCGCAGGUGUUCCUUAGCGACUGGAUUUCUUGAAUUGUGCAGUCCUUAACCAACCUCUGAAAACUUUAAUAUGUGAUUUUUUUUAAAUUUAUGUAUUAGAGACACUUUUAUCCAAACUGACUUCGAUUGCAUUUAAGGUGUACAGUUUAUCAGUUCAUGCAUUCCCUGGGAAUCGAACCCAUGACCUUGGUGCAGCUCUACUGUUUCGGCUACAAAAAUGGCUUAAUUUGUUGAAUGAUUUUUAGGUAAUAAUAUUCCGUCCAUGGCAUUGUUUUGAUUAAGGUCACAUCAGACGCAUUGUGUUUCAAUCUGCUGUUUGGCUUCUUCAUCUAGGCAGUUGUUGGCAUUACUCAACUAGUGAAUGCCGUGGUGAAGAAUCUGCGAUCCGACCUCCAGAUUGAUGUCAUUAAUACAAGCUGUUUUCGCAGGUGUUCCUUAGAGGCUGGACUUCUUGAUUUGUGCAGUCCUUAACCAACCUCUUAAAACUUUAAUAUGUGAUUUUUUUUAACAUUUAUAUAUUUGAAACACUUUUAUCCAAAUCGACUUAGAUUGCAUUUAAGGUGUACAGUUUAUCAGUUCAUGCAUUCCCUGGGAACUGAACCCAUGACCUUGGUGCAGCUCUACUGUUUCAGCUACAAAAAAAAGCCUUCAUUUGUCAAAUGAUUUUCAGGUAAUAAUAUUCCGUCCAUGGCAUUGUCUUGAUUUAGGUCACAUCGGAUGCAUUGUGUUUCAGUCUGUUGUUUGGCUUGCACAUAUAGGCGGUUGUUGGUAUUGCAUAACUAAUGAAUGCCAUAGUGAAGAAUCUGCAAGAAUUUUGAUUUUUAGGUAAUAAUGUUUCGUCCUUGGCAUUGUCUUCAUUGUGUUUCAAUCUGAUGUUUGGCUUGUUGUUGGCAUUGCACGACUAAUAAAGAAUCAGUCUGACCUCCAGGUUGAUGUCAUCUACACAAGCUGUUUUCGCAGGUGAGGCUUUAUUAGAGGUUCUUUCAAUAUCAUCACCUUCAGGUCAUUCGUCAAGUCACCUUCAUUUGUAUAGUGCUUUAUAUGUCAAACAGUAAUAUAACAAUCUUCUGCUUCAAAUUCUGCUGUAAAGCAGCUCUAGUGUCAUUAUUCGGCUAAAGUCAGUUCAGCAUAUAAUUCAUAAUGGAAAAGCAUUUAGUGAAAUUUGUUAGAGACGCGUAUGUGCAACGCAAACACAGCAGCUGCUCGCGUGGGUCAGUGCAGUAUGUUUGUACCCACCUGAUGAUGGAAAAGCUCUCCAUCCAACACAAUGACCCCCUGAGGGAGCGGCUGGCCUUACCGUUCCUAAUCACGGUGGCCCCUCGGCGAUUGUGGCCACUGACUGCGCUAAUAAGUGCAAAGUACAGGGGGCUAAUACACAACAAAAGGAGAGCACAAAAAACAAGUAGGGGAGAAAAACAAACUCUUCGGGUAGGCGCAUGCACGGUUAAUUCAACAAUAAGGCCUCAGAGCAAAGCCUGUCGGUAGCCUAUUAAAGAGGAGGAGAAAGGGAGGAAAGGCAAAUAAUCCGGUAAUGAGGAUGAGAAGAUGGCCGCUCGCUCUGCUGGAAGGGUGCAGGCAAGCCCGUGCAUGCAUGUUUCAGGAGAAUAGAUUACUGGACUCCAUUGCCCUGUUAUAAUGACCCUUCUUGUUAGCCUUGGAGAUGGAAGCCUCUUCAUUAGGACUCACAACAACUCACCUCUGCCUGCAUCCCCUUUCCGGAAGACAGGAGCUGUUUUGCACCCCUAAACACACGUUAUCUUUGGCUUGCGAAUCAGUUGGGAGAUUAUGAGGUGCGCUGAGGUCUCACCUGUGUGGCUAAAUAUCGUAUGCAAGCUAAGUAGAUUUCCUCAAUAUUAGAGAUGAAGGGAGAUACUGCAAGGAUCUAGUUGUUGAAUUUAUCUCUUUAUGGUUUGGGUCCUCAGAGAUUUGUGUGUAAAAAUAAUUUUAAAUUUUAAAAUGAACCUCUUCAAAUUAUUUUAAUACGUUCCUCUGACUAACUCAAAACCCAUUUGACAGAUGUUAUUGAAGCUUAAACCCUCUGUAAUCAAGUAAUAAUGCACUUUUCAGAAAUGUGACUUCUUGCUCUCAAAUAUGUAUUUAAUAAAGGUUCCAAAAAAGGGUUUUUGAAGUGAUGCCAUAGAAGAACCAUUUUUGGUUCCCCAAAGAACCUUUUACUUAACAGUUCUUUAAAGAACCAGUGUGAAGAACAUUUUAUAAUCUUUUAUAAUCUUAUAAUCUAAAGAACCUUUUGUCCAAUGGAAAGGUUCCAGGUUGCUCAUCAAUGCCAAUAAAGAACCUUUAUAUAUAUAUAUAUUCUGUGUAUAUAUGUGAACCUGGACCAUAAAACCAGUCAUAAGUCGCACGGGUAUAUUUGUAGCAAUAGCCAACAAUACAUUGUAUGGGUCAAAAUUAUCGAUUUUUCUUUUAUGCCAAAAAUCACUAGGAUAUUAAGUAAAGAUCAUGUCCCAUGAAGAUAUUUUGUAAAUUUCCUACCAUAAAUAUAUCAAAAAAAAUUUUUGGAGUGGAUAUGCAUUGGUAAAGACUUCAUUUGGACAACUUCAAAUGCGAUUUUCUCAAUAUUUUGAUUUUUUUCAGAUUCCAGAUAUUCAAAUAGUUGUAUCUCGGCCAAAUAUUGUCCUAUCCUAUUGUCCUAACAAACCAUACAUCAAUGGAAAGCUUAUUUUUUCAGCUUUUAUAUGAAUCUCAAUUUCAAAAAAUUGACCCUUAUGACUGGUUUUGUAGUCCAGGGUCACAUGUGUGUGUGUGUGUGACAAAUCAGGACACAAAUUUGUAUAAUGACAUGGGUAUGACAGGUAUUACAAGGAGAAGGUGACUUAUGAGGACAUUACUCCAUGUCCCCAUUUUUCAAAAGGCUUAUAAAUCAUACAGAAUCAGAUUUUUUGAGAAAGUAAAAAUGUGCACAUUUUUCUGUGAUGGGUAGGUUUAGGGGUGGGUUAGUGUCGGGCGAUAGAAAAUACGGUUUGUACAGUAUACAAACCAUUACGCCUAAGGAAUGUCCCCACAAUUCACAAAAACAAACGUGUGUGUGUAUAAAACAUGUUUUAUGUAUGCAUAUGGUGGAAAAAAAUAUGCAUAUGAAAAAAAAUAUAUAAAUUAUAUAUAUAUACAGUCAAACCAAAAAUUAUUCAGACAUUUUUAUAUAUUUUUGAUAUAUUUUUACUAGUUGGUGCAGGACACUAUAGUUCAUUUAUGUAAGUGAGGAUAGCAAAAUAAAGUGAACUGUGACAUAUUAUACCCAAAAAUUCUUCAUACAGUGGACUACCAGUCAAACUGAGAAAAAUUUGGAACCAAAAAUUAUUCAGACACUUUGACCUGACCAUGUUUUGCUUAGGUGUUAUCUGACAUAAUUAAGCUAAUUUUUUCUGACACAGUUUUACUCUGAGAUCUUGUCAUAUUUUAUUACAAUUUUAUUACAUAUUUUAUUUAUUAGUUUUUAAACUAUAGUGAAUAAACUGUAAUAAUAAAUGAAAUGUUCAAGGUGUCUGAAUACAUUUUGGUUUGACUGUAUAUAUAUUAUCAUGUUUAAUGUUUCUAGACCCCUGAACAGAAGUAGUUGCAACAGCAGGGGAAAAAACUAAACAAAAAGAAAAAAAAAAAACAAUGCAAAUAAUAACAUGCAAGGAAUUGUGCAUAGUUAGAAUGGCAAAAUGAAUAGGCUUAUCACCUUUUCUAAGAGAGGAGAACAUUUUUCCCAUUUCUUUUGUUGUUUACGUCACCCAAUCAAACUGGUAUUUUGGCGCAAAUUCAUCUGUCACUAAUACUAAAACAAUAUUUGGCCCAGUGUUUAUUUCUAUGUGUUAUGCUGUUAAAUCACACUUGGGGUGUUAUGCAUUUACAAAAAUUGUCAAUUUUCCUAUUCAGUCUCUGUCAGAUUGUUGCAGAUUGUUGGGCUUGUGCAGUUCAAGGGCCAGAACAUGAAGGACUCAUCAAAGUCUUCUAAUCGCUCGUGGGGAGAGUCAGUUGUGCCAGAGAGACAGGUGAGAUGAACUGAUAAGAAGAACCUAUUUCAGGCUGGUGAGGGGGAGGACGAUGUGACUCCUAUAUCAGAUGACCGCUGGGAUGCUGACAUACGUGUUACUCUAGAAUAGGCACAAGUGAGGGGUGAUUAGGUAAAACUUUGAAAACUAACUGAAGCUAUAUGAUUUCUGAGAAAAAACAAAUGAACACCACUAGCCGUCGCGUUUUUGAAAUGCAUGCAAUGACUAAAAAAUGCAAUAAACAAUCGCAAAAUCAUUUCCCCUAUUACUUACUCUGCAAUGCAUUAUUUUCCCCUCCUCGAAUAUAGACGUUUUCUUUACACAUUUCUGUUAUAAAAACUGGAUAUUUGAGGAAACACACUCAGUUGGCUCAAAUCCAUCAAGCAGUCAGGACACCUCAAGACCAUCUCUCUCUCUAUCUUUCGCGGCCAAUAUGAGAAAUCCUCUUAAUGCAUGAAGUAUAUAUAUUAUGGGGGGGGAGAUGCAUUGCCAUUUAAUAUUAUCCAGAUUUGAGUUAAUUAUAAGAUGCGAAUUAGAGCUGUUAAUGCUUUGCUUUGGGAAAAAAAAAUAUUUUAUUUGUUAUUAUUAUAAUGACAAAUCCUUUCAAGAUAUAUCAUAAAAAUAAAUUGAUAAACACAAAGUAUUUUUUUUUUUCCAAAAUGUGGUUUGACUCAUGGCUGAUUUUAUUGUUUCGGGCAUGUUUUGAAGCGUUGAAUGCAUAACCUGAAGUAGUCCAUCCACAUCAAAUAUUUAUAUGCCUUGGGAGCAGUAAACAGAUCUUCAAGAGAAGCCAAUAUUUCACGCUAUAACGCAAACAUUUUAGGUAGGGCGCGAGGCGUGUCAUUUCAAGCGUUUUAAAUAAUGAAUAAUGAAGUUUUCGUGGACUUCUGCUGUAGCUGAAAUACCUCCAGCACACAAUGACCUCGAAUGGAAGACAAUAGGGUUUAUUUGCACUACUUAGUGGGCUACUGAAGAAUCACACGAGCCCCAAUUUUCACAGACUACAGUAUACAAACAUGGAUGACCAGCAGAAGUGAAUACACUGUGGCGUGUAAGCCUCCUUGAUUACACUAAUUAAGUUCUGUCUAAUUAAAUUACCGUCACGCGUUAACCAAUAGCAAAAGUUGAUUCAUUAACCAUGCAGACCGAGGACUGAAAAGCAAAGCCUUUCCUGAUUGCAGGCUAGUGUCAAUUGGCUAAUUUGCCGUCUUGCACAAAGUAGCUCGAACCGCAGGAAGGCGUUAGUUUUCUCUCGCGCUCGCGUUAAUUGCUAUUUGUCAUCGAGCGAUGCAGCUCGAGCGUUGCAUCUCGCCAGCUCUCGCGCGCUCCAAGAAAUGUAUGAUUGUGGGCAGUGGCUACCCAAACUCACAAGCAUCUGAGCUCGCCUUGCAGGACUACCCUAUUAUAUCUGUCGGCGACAACCUGGAGAGAAGUUCACCUCUGAAAAAAAACUCCGCUGGGAUGACGAAUCAGUCAGAGGCAGACAAUUUCGCCGACUCGAAGGACUCAUCAGGGGACGUCCAGCGAGGCAAACUCUCUCCUGAUCUUGACGGAGUCGCCGACAGUCGUCACACUUUCGAUGGAUCUGCAGGAGAAAGGUAUCUCCUGUCUCAGUCCAGUCAAGUUCAGCCGAGUCCCACCACCAUGUUUCCCUACCCGAGUCAGCAUGGACCGACGCACCCAGCUUUCUCCAUCGGCAGCCCGAGCCGCUACAUGGCUCACCAUCCGGUGAUCACGAACGGAGCCUACAACAGUCUGCUGAGCAACUCUUCUCCGCAAGGCUACCCGACCGCGGGCUACCCGUACGCGCAGCAAUAUGGACACGCGUACCAAGGCACGGCUUUCUACCAGUUUUCCUCCGCUCAGGCCGGGCUCGUGCCCGGUAAAGCGCAGGUUUACCUCUGCAACAGGGCCCUGUGGCUUAAAUUUCACAGACAUCAAACGGAGAUGAUUAUUACCAAGCAGGGACGACGUAUGUUCCCGUUUUUGAGUUUCAAUAUAUCUGGUCUUGACCCAACGGCGCAUUACAAUAUCUUUGUGGACGUGAUUCUCGCGGAUCCGAACCACUGGCGCUUCCAAGGAGGAAAAUGGGUCCCGUGCGGCAAAGCGGACACGAAUGUAACAGGAAACAGAGUGUACAUGCACCCGGAUUCGCCAAACACCGGUGCGCACUGGAUGCGUCAAGAGAUUUCCUUUGGAAAACUUAAACUAACCAACAAUAAAGGAGCAACUAACAACACAGGACAGAUGGUCGUCCUGCAAUCGCUGCAUAAAUACCAGCCUCGACUGCAUGUGGUGCAGGUGAACGAGGACGGAACCGAGGAUACGAGCCAACCCGGGCGCGUGCAGACCUUCACUUUCCCGGAGACGCAGUUUAUUGCCGUCACCGCAUAUCAAAACACUGAUAUCACGCAGCUAAAAAUCGACCACAAUCCAUUUGCAAAAGGAUUCCGUGACAAUUAUGACACUGUCUACACAGGGUGCGACAUCGAUCGGUUGACGCCGUCCCCGGGUGACUCUCCACGCUCUCAGAUCAUGCCUAGCGCAAGAUAUGCCAUGACUGGUUCUUUCCUGCAGGACCAAUUUGUCAGCUCGUAUGCCAAGUCCCGCUUUCACCCUGGCGUCGGAGGCGCUCCUGGCACGGACCGCAGCGUCCCACUUAGUAACAGCUUGCUCUCCCCGCAACAAACCGAGGAGACCACGGUGGCCUCCCCGCAGCGAUGGUUUGUCACCCCUGCCAACAAUCGACUGGACUUUGCCGCCUCGGCAUACGAUGCUGCCGCGGCUGCUGAUUUCGCCGGUAACGCGGCCACCCUUCUGUCGUACGCAGCUGCUGGAGUUAAAGCGCUGCCCCUGCCCGGGGCGGGAUGCUCCAACAGACCUCUGGGGUAUUACGGCGAGCCGCCGGGGUGGGGCACUCGCACGCCACCGCAAUAUUGCAGCAAGUCCAGCUCCGUCCUCUCGUGCUGGCCGUCCAACUCCGUAGGGAGCAGAACGACCUCCUCCAGUUACCUGGUCCCUGGCCUCGAGGACGGAGACGCCAUCGCGUCCGAGAGGUCACCGCUAGGCGGAGCGGAUGAGUCCAAACCCAAAGACCUGUCUGAAUCCAGCUGGAUAGAAACCCCGUCCUCAAUUAAGUCGAUCGAUUCGAGCGAUUCUGGGAUUUUUGAGCAAGCCAAGCGGAGGAGGAUUUCGCCAUCUGCCACGCCGGUUUCAGAGACAUCGUCUCCAUUAAAAUCUGAAAUGUUGACGCCGAGGGAAUGCGAGAAAAACUGCUCCAAGGACAUCGGCUACUACAGCUUUUACCCCCACAGUUAGAAACUCGGAACAACUAAUGCAUGGCUCAUGUGUUCAAGGAUUCACAAGUGACUUACAAUCUAUUUAUUCCUAUUUAUGUGCUUAUUUAUUUAUUUGUUUAUUUAUUCAUAUAUCCGGUCGCCUCGUUCGAAGGACGUCAAACGACAAACUUUUGACACGAAAGCUUGAGCAGAGAUAUGUAAGCGGUUUUCGUUUCUAAAUGACAUUUUAAGGUUCUGAACCUACUUGUAAGUAUGAAAGUACUGUACAUAACUGUAUUUAUCUAUCCAUUUGUGAUUUUUCUCGUUGAAUGUUGAUGUACAAUAUAGAAAACCGGAUUAGGUUUAUGUUUAAUGUACUUAGAACCGUACGUACGUUCGUUAAUUCGAAUAGCUACAUAUAUUAAAUAUUUUGAUGUUUGAAAAAAAGAGUACAACUCGUGUAGGUUCCCGGUUCCAGUCGUUAUUAUGACAGAAACGAUGGUCUGAGUGAAUUGGAAGUAGCUGCUUACCCGUUGAAGAGCCCGCCAAAAAGAGUUCCUCUGACAGCAAAAUGGCGGACGCAUGUCUGUCAGAGGUCGGUUUUUAUGUGAGCUUAUAUUGAUGUUGCUUUUUAGAGUCGCGUCGUCUGUUCGUAAAUAUCAUAGUCCGUAGUUUCAUUUUGUGAAUGUUGUUGUAAAGUUAUCAGAAAGUAGGCUAUGUUUUAACCGCACCAGCAUAAAUUCAUUAAUCCCAUUACUUUUUUCUUUCUUUCUUUCUUUUUAUUUUUUGUAGAGUUAAAAACAUAGACUAUCACUUCACGUAUUCCCACCAACCCAGACAUUUUCAUUUGUACUUCAUGGGCUGUUUUCUCAUGAGAAAAUACGCGAGUUAGGCCUGCUAAUGUGUAAAGGUAAUGUAAUUGUGGUGUGCUUAAUUGCAAUAAAUAUGACCGAAUGUGAAACCCGGGCGAAGUACACAAGAUUCCAACUAAGCUGAUUUCAAAACCAAAUAUUUCUGUUCUAUUUUUCUCUACCUGUCUUAGAGAGGAGGUAUAUCGAUAACGCCAGACACAAUGUGAAUUUUGUUGCCUGUACGAUGCAUUUUCAUAAUAAAAUGUAGUCAUGCAAUGCAACAAAUAAGCAAAUCGCCCAGAACAACCUUUUUGGUAGUUUUCUAUUGGUUACUCGUUUAAUUCGACUAUCUUUUUAGAUGGAGAAAAUGCUGUUGGCUACUAUUUACAGUAGCCCCAAAGGUAAACACACAGGACACUUAAUGUGUCAGUGUCAUUGCAUUUAACAAACUAGGCAUGCACAACGAAAAAUAGCACCAAAAAAUGUUUUCAGAUGAUAAAAUAAGAAAUUCAAAGUUAAAACGGUAGUAUUUGGAUACUUUUGUCAGAUUAGAAAUAAGUGGUGCGCUGCCAUGCAUGGUGAACUACACCUCUCUAGGAUAUCAGGGCCAGAAAUUAACCAGUUCUCAUGAAGAAAGAAAAAUAAAUGCCAUGGAUUCUUUUUUUAAAAUGGGGAGGUGUAAAUAUAUUUUAUUCUAGGCUUUUCAGUUAACUGAUUCAUUUGAAGUAGUGGACUUAAAUGGACACUUAAAUGUAUAAACUGCCUCUGAAAAUUAAUGUUGACAUCCAUGAUCAACCUUGGCACCACUUGUAUAAAAUUCAUUGCAAAAAGGCUGAUGUUGACAGAAUUAUGAUAUUUUAUAUUAUGCAAUUUACAUUCAGAUGUUAAGUGUGACUUGCAUCCAAAUAGCUACCUUUUGGGGCCACGGUAGCCUAUGUUGGACACAAUCUAAGAUAUGACAAAAAUAACAUAUAAUAAUAGUCUUAUAUCACACAAAUCUUAAAUCUAUUUCAGCUCAUUUAUGUCCAUAUAAAUAUGCAUAUCCGUGAAUGUAAAUAAGCACUUGACUAUUGCCAAAAGCAGACUUUGUACACUCUUCUGGGACAGAACAAAUACAUUUGAGACCAUUUUACAAUUUCCACCAAGAUUUCAUAAGCUGUCCAGAGUUUUGAACGGAUAUAUAAAAUAUGUUAUAAAACGACACCAUUGGCUGGUAUACUGCACAUUUGUUUACAUGUGAAUAAAUCAUCAACUGAUUAGUGGCGUAUUCAAGACUUAAACUGAAUGGUCCAGAAAAGGGAGACAUCCAAAAUGUGUAGGUAUAUCUCCUUUAUUUAAUACACUUGAUUCAAAUAAUCAGCUCGAUUGUUGUCAGAAACAAGGGAGUGAUGCAAAAUGUGCAGUAUUGUGCGCUAAUCCUUACAAAUCAAUUCAGAAUAGCAUA
This is a messenger RNA of Ctenopharyngodon idella (grass carp), 15883 nucleotides long. It is a transcript of the gene tbr1b, whose product is annotated as T-box brain transcription factor 1b. Gene Ontology annotation, biological process: commitment of neuronal cell to specific neuron type in forebrain; regulation of neuron projection development; cell fate specification. Gene Ontology annotation, molecular function: RNA polymerase II cis-regulatory region sequence-specific DNA binding; DNA-binding transcription factor activity, RNA polymerase II-specific. Gene Ontology annotation, cellular component: nucleus. The record is from RefSeq and is a predicted model, not a curated record. The transcript has 7 exons. NCBI's taxonomy places the organism in Eukaryota, Metazoa, Chordata, Actinopteri, Cypriniformes, Xenocyprididae. The coding region runs from base 11598 to 13628 and encodes 676 amino acids.